GCCAAAUCGCUAACCGAUACCAUCGAAGAGGAGAGGAAGCGCUCUCAUCGGUCUUGCCUCCAUGGACGGCGGCGACGUCGAUGGCGGUGUUGGCGGUGGCGGGGCCUUCGAGAAGGACGAGGAGGCGGAGGAGAGAGCGGAGCUCCUCCGGGAUCGCUUCCGCCUCUCCGUCAUCUCCAUUGCCAACGCCGAGGCGAAGAAACUCGACAUGGAGGUCUUGGAGCCCGUGGUGGCGUGCGUCGCCGAUCUGGCUUUCAAGUACACUGAGCAGUUGGCAAGAGAUGUUGAGCUGUUUGCACAGCAUGCUGGUCGCAAAUCUGUAAACAUGGAAGAUAUUAUAUUAUCAGCACAUAGAAAUAAACACUUGACUGGCCUAUUGAGGUCAUUUUCUCAAGAAUUGAAAGGGAAAGAGCCUCAGACUGAAAGGAAGAGAAAGAAAUCUUCAAAAAAGGAAGAUAAAUCAAUUCCCAGAUGAUCAGAAAAUCUUCUGCUAUUUAUUGUGCAGCUGAGGGAGGUAAUUGGUAACUCUAGUAUCAAAGAUUCAGAGUGCUUAGCUGCAGAAAAAUAUGCACUUACUCUAGUACCAAAAUGGUCAGAACAUCAUUUCUAGAGUCCUAGUGGAACGGCUUUAGAAACAUAUAUUUCUAGCAACAAGCUUUUGGUUGCAUAAGGUUUUCAUGUUAAUCUGCACGCUCGCUCUUUAUGCUGUCUGUCAGAUGCAUAUACAGUUGAUAUAUAUCCUUCAGAACUUCAUAUUA
This is a messenger RNA of Elaeis guineensis (African oil palm), 758 nucleotides long. RefSeq names its product protein MHF1 homolog. Gene Ontology annotation, biological process: replication fork processing; resolution of meiotic recombination intermediates. Lineage: Eukaryota; Viridiplantae; Streptophyta; Magnoliopsida; Arecales; Arecaceae. Gene Ontology annotation, cellular component: FANCM-MHF complex. The record is from RefSeq and is a predicted model, not a curated record. Gene Ontology annotation, molecular function: chromatin binding; protein heterodimerization activity.